Molecule: messenger RNA, 844 nt
Organism: Drosophila novamexicana
Lineage: Eukaryota; Metazoa; Arthropoda; Insecta; Diptera; Drosophilidae
Gene: Mis12
Exons: 3
Coding region: 25-570 (181 amino acids)
Source: RefSeq, a predicted model, not a curated record
UGUUUGCGUUUUUGUUUUAAACGAAUGGCAAUGGAUUUCAAUCAGAGCGCCUACAACUUAGAGUUCUUUAAUUUCACGCCGGAACAAAUCUCCGCCGAACGUGACUCUCUGGUGCAAACUCUCAUCGGCCGAGCGGUUGAGACAACCAUUCAGAAAAUUAAAACGCCCGCCACAUCCGAGUUGUUGAAUCAGAAAAAGGACGCCGUCAUAAGCCUCAUGUUGGAGGCGUGCCAGGUGAGACUGGAUGGCCUGCGCGAGCUGGACAAAAGAAACUUUGAGGUGCCGCCGCAUGUGCUGCAGAUUAAGGACUUUGAGCUGGAGCAGCAGUUCUCCAGCGAGGAGGAGGAAGCAAAGACAGCCAAAGUGGAAGAGCUGAAGCUGCGCUACCGGCAGAACAUGGCCAUGCUGGCCGAGCUGGAGGCGGAGCAGGAAAAGUACACGGCCAUUGAGCCGCUCGUGCAAAGAGAGCUGGAAAUGCAUCAGCAGGUUUACGCAGCCUGCGCCAACUGUGACAUUAAAAAGAUACACACUCUCGCAACGCUCAUGGCUAAGGAUCAGAAGCUGUUGUAGGUACCUAAAUCUAGUUAUCCUUUAAGUAAUAUCAAAUGUAUUCAACCCAUAAGGCUCUCUUGAGCCAGGCUUUCGUGUAUCAACGUAGUCUUAGAUAUAGCAAAAAAAAAAAGGUCUGUUAAUUAAUAAUUAAGCUUGUUUGUUAACCAACAUUAGGGCUAGAUAUGUGAAGCGAAGGCUCGCGUAGGCAGAGACUUUGUUAAUACAUGUUUUUAAGUAAUAGACAAACUAGUUAAUACAAGAGAUGAUGUAUUCAUUUAGUUUUUCUAAUGCU